Penicillium diatomitis is the source of this 1581-nucleotide messenger RNA. Its product is annotated as acyl-CoA synthetase. Gene Ontology annotation, molecular function: medium-chain fatty acid-CoA ligase activity. Gene Ontology annotation, biological process: fatty acid metabolic process. The transcript is spliced from 3 exons. Bases 1 to 1581 code for a protein of 526 amino acids. Lineage: Eukaryota; Fungi; Ascomycota; Eurotiomycetes; Eurotiales; Aspergillaceae. The record is from RefSeq and is a predicted model, not a curated record.
AUGCCUAUCCCCUCAUUACCAGUAUUCGUCGCUGCGCGGCAAAUUGCCAUAGACAAUCCUGAGCACAUUGCAAUCAUUGAUGUGUCGAAGGGCCAAUCAUUCACCUACACUCAACUCCUCGAAAAUGCUGCGGCUCUGAGCAAGCUUAUCAUUGAAACUCUUGGCUCGGCGUCAACAGGCGACCUCAACGAGCAGCGGGUUGCAUUUCUAUGUCCCGCCGGGUAUGACUACGUUGCUACGAGCUGGGCUGUUUGGUCAGCUGGGGGAGUUUGUGUACCACUCUGUACAUCUCAUCCGGUUAAGGAGCUCUUGUACACAAUCCACGAUUCAGAUCCAUCAUUGGUCAUUAUUCACCCGACCUUUGAAAAAAUUGCACCCGAAUUACGAAAGGCAGUCUCUCUACAUGUUCCAUUCAUGGGACUCGACCCGUUCACACGAAACGACAACCCCUCAUUGCCAUCCUUCUGCGCAUCUUUCCCGCUGGACCGGCGAGCCCUGAUGAUCUAUACAAGUGGAACGACUUCCAACCCCAAGGGCUGCGUCACCACCCACGAAAACAUAACAUUCCAGGCUAGCUGUCUUGUUAAAGCCUGGGAUUAUCGACGCAGUGAUCACCUCAUUCAUGUACUGCCACUGCAUCAUGUUCACGGUAUCAUCAACGGACUUGCAGCCUGUCUGCUCAGUGGAGCUAGUGUGGAAAUGCAUCCAAAGUUCGAUCCAAAGGUGAUCUGGCAACGCUGGCAGCAUUGCGAGACUUCGACCAUGUUCAUGGCAGUGCCCACCAUCUACUCCCGGCUGAACGAUUACUUCGACGCCCAUAUUCGAGGCACUGACGACGAGCAAGGCGCGCGCGCGGGGGCACAGACUUUGAGACUCGUCGUCAGCGGAUCAGCUGCCCUGCCAACGCCGAUCAAGGCCAAAUUUGCCGAAAUCACCGGCCAGAUACUGCUGGAACGCUACGGUAUGACUGAAAUUGGGAUGGCUCUUAGCUGCGGACUGAAGCCCGAAGAACGAAUCGACGGCAGUGUUGGCUGGCCAUUACCAGGGGUGCAGGUUCGCCUCACGGAGAAAGACACGGGUCGAAUCAUCGAUGGGCCCAACGAAGACGGCAUGAUUGAAGUUCGAGGGAGGAACGUCUUUCGGGAGUACUGGAGGAGACCGGAUGCCACGGCCAAUGAAUUCACGGGAGAUGGCUGGUUCAAGACGGGCGAUUGCGCUUUACGCGACUCGAACGGGGCCUACUACAUCCAGGGCCGUGCGAGUGUGGAUAUCAUCAAGUCUGGAGGGUACAAGAUCUCUGCCUUGCAGGUUGAGCGAGCCAUGCUCGCUCUAGCUCAAGUCCAAGAAGUAGCUGUAGUAGGUUUGAAAGAUGAAGAAUGGGGAGAGCGAGUAGCUGCAAUCGUUCGAUUUCGUGAGGGAGCUGAGUUGGACCUGCCAUCAUUGCGCACGGAACUUAAGAAGGAACUUGCCGCUUACAAAGUGCCCACGGUCAUGAAAAGGGUGGAUACGAUAGCUCGCAACGCCAUGGGCAAAGUCAACAAGAAGCUUCUCGUUCAGGAAUAUUGGCCAACUCACGCUUGA